This is a messenger RNA of Colletotrichum godetiae, 429 nucleotides long. RefSeq names its product glyoxalase family protein. NCBI's taxonomy places the organism in Eukaryota, Fungi, Ascomycota, Sordariomycetes, Glomerellales, Glomerellaceae. The transcript has a single exon. The coding region runs from base 1 to 429 and encodes 142 amino acids. The record is from RefSeq and is a predicted model, not a curated record.
AUGGCCGAAGGCGAGGGAAUCGGGUCGGCGUGGAAGAUUAUUCCGUCGCUUAGCUCGCGAAAUAUUGCUGCCACAGUCGAAUUCUAUACGAGCGAGCUGGGGUUCACCUUGGGCGGAACAAAGUCCGUGAACGAUGACGACUCUCAGCUCUACUUUUGCUCCCUCUACGCAGGAAAGAAGGCUACUGCCAACAUCUACUUCUUUCUGCGCGAUGAUAGCGAGUUCCAUCUUGGCGGAGUAAUGAUCGCCUUGGGCACGGCAGGUCUGGACCACUUCCACGACCUCUUGAUCGCUAGGGGCAAUGUCAAAGUUGUCGAAGCUAUCCGCGACACGCCUUGGGGUUACCGUCAGUUCACAAUCAAGGAUAAUGAUGGCAAUCGUCUGACGUUCUUCAAAUACUUGGAGGGGGGAAACCCAGGAACCAACUGA